AUGAUCCAAUGGACGAAUCGGCUGAAUGCUGCAUUUGGGUUUUCAUUUCUUUGGUUAAUUUGCUUGAUUUACUUCACCCAGGGUUUUAGGUCAUUUGUAUGGACAGCAAUUUCCUAUCAACUUAAAGAUAAUCUUCAUUUGUCACCCUCAGCUUCCCAAUUUGUGUUUUCAGUUGCAUUUUUUCCAUGGAGCAUUAAGCCAUUAUAUGGAAUACUUUCUGAUUGUAUCCCGAUUAAAGGAAGUAAACGGAUUUCGUACUUGGUCAUUGCGACUGUGCUCUCCCUUGUACCAUGGUUUAUUUUAGGUUUAAGUUCAACCUUGAGGAAUUCAACAUGGCACCUGAUGGUAAUCUUGACUGUGCAAAACUUAGGAUCAGCCAUGGCAGAUGUUGUUGUUGAUGCGAUGAUAGCCGAGGCUGUAAGAUAUGACAAGGCCAAAUUUGCAGGAGACCUUCAAUCAUUAUCUUGGUCUUCAAUGGCUGUGGGAGGAAUAUGCGGGAGUUUGUUAGGGGGAAUUGCGUUAUCAAGUUUACAGAUAGAUGCUAUUUUUCUUCUAUUUUCUGUACUGCCUUGCAUACAGUUAUUAUCAUGCUUUUCUGUGAAGGAGAACUCUGUAAAUAGUGAAGUUUUAGUUGAGGAUUCUAUUGCAAAGGAUUUGCAUACAAAUGGUAGUAGUAGUACGGUAGAUGAAGAUAGUUCUUUUACUAAAAAGUCACACAGUAGUACAAGAAAAAGAAAGAAGGGAAAAAAGAACACAAAAAAUAGAGCAGUAAAUACCAGCAAAUCAAAGAUUCUGGAGAAAGGAGACUCCUUGGCAACAAAGUGGUUCCAUUCCUUGAAGAAAGCAAUUUAUGAUUUGUGUCGUGCAUUUAGACAGCCAAUGAUUUUGAGACCUAUGUCUUGGUUUUUCCUUGCCCACAUUACUGUUCCCAAUCUUUCAACAGUCUUAUUCUACUACGAAACGGAGGUUCUAAAGCUCGAAGCAUCGUUCUUGGGGACGGUACGCGUUGUUGGUUGGUUAGGACUUAUGCUCGGAACCUUCGUUUAUAACCGUCACCUAAAGCAUAUGACGCUUCGAAGAAUUCUCAUGUAUGCUCAUGUUGCGUUGGCCUUCUUGAAUCUUCUGCAGAUUGCCGUUGUGUCUAGGAAAAAUAUUGCCUUUGGUGUACCAGAUAGGGUUAUGGUGCUCUUUGGCUCAGCGCUUGUUGAUGGGAUCAAUCAGUUCAAGUUUAUGCCUUUCCUAAUCUUAUCUGGACAACUAUGUCCUCCAGGAAUUGAAGGGACAUUAUUUGCUCUUUUCAUGUCAAUAAACAACUUGGGAACAACAAUAGGGUCUUUUGUAGGUGCUGGCUUGGCUUCUAUAUUGAACAUAGAUUCAGGAUCUUUUGACAAUCUUCUUUUAGGCAUUGUUAUUCAUGCUUUGUGCAAUUUCAUUCCAAUUGCUUUUCUGUUUCUGAUACCAAAAGAAGCAACAGGUGCAUCAGCAUAGAUGGUUAGUUAUUGAUGAAUACCAUUGGAAUUGGUUUUAUACACUUAAAAUAGUUUUACCUAGGUAUUUUGAUAGUUGAUAUUUUCCACUUGUAAAUUGGAAAAUAUUAGAGGAAAUGAGGAACAUUUGAAUUGAUUUAUAUACGAAUUUUCUUUGAGAAUGAUACUGAUUGUGUAUACUCUUGUGCAACAUUUUUACAUCUUGAUUAACAUUUAUAUACGAGUUUAUCGAUA
Medicago truncatula (barrel medic) is the source of this 1721-nucleotide messenger RNA. RefSeq names its product probable folate-biopterin transporter 4. Gene Ontology annotation, cellular component: membrane. Lineage: Eukaryota; Viridiplantae; Streptophyta; Magnoliopsida; Fabales; Fabaceae. The transcript is spliced from 7 exons. The record is from RefSeq and is a predicted model, not a curated record. The coding region runs from base 1 to 1488 and encodes 495 amino acids.